Medioppia subpectinata is the source of this 651-nucleotide messenger RNA. Lineage: Eukaryota; Metazoa; Arthropoda; Arachnida; Sarcoptiformes; Oppiidae. The record is from the annotation of a GenBank genome assembly.
GGCUGUCAGGAGCCGGUGUGCGACUCACCCGGUUAUAAGGGUAGGGAUUUGGCUCUCGAUGGGUAUUCACAACUGUCGGCCUCCACCUCGAUGUUUGUUUUUGAGCCAACAGAUGAUUCACUUACCCACGAAAAUCUGUCCGAGUGCACUGAAUGGAGAUUCCCAUGGUUAAUUACACUUUGCAUAGUGUUGGCCGUGUUAUUACUAUUAAUGUUAUUGUUGAACAUGUUCAUGUGCUCAUCACUCAGUUGUCGCUGUAUUAAAACUGAGAUCGUCGAACAGGAACCGGACGAGACAGUCGACGACUACGACCCAUACCGGGCCGACUGGACGGCCCCGAACUCACGGUACGGGUCCCGCAAUUCACUGAACAAAGGCUAUCCCGAGGGGACACUCAAGUCAAACAAAUCACAGCCAAAGUCGUAUCACUUGGGCUACGAUAACGAUGACUACGUCCCCGACCAACACAACCGGUCCUACUCUACACUACAAACCCGUUCGCCCCGACCCCGAUCGCCGGGUCCGCCCCUCUCAACCUACUCGACCCACUCGUUAAAGUCAAACAAAAAAUUAAAGCCAAUUAAAACGAUCGAGAUCGAUUACUCUAUUGACAACAAUAAUAAAAAUCCGUAUAAUUUGGCCCGUCGUUAG